CCCUGAGACAGCUGAGCUGCGGCUUCGACUAAUCUCCGACUCCUCUCUGGAGCAUAGAGCGCAUACAUGUCUGUGAUCUGGAGCUGUGAAGAGGAAUAAAUGUCCCUGUCUGUCUCCGAAUGGGACUGCGAUCAGGUCGCAGCCUUGCGGUUCUGGUCUGCAGUUAAUAUGGAACUGUAGGACUGCCGCGUACUCAGUCGGUUUGGAUGCUCUUAGAGAAUAGACACACAGACGCGCAUCAGUGCUACUUCGUCGACAGCAGCAUUUUUUUGAGGGACGCGAUUUCACACUGUUGUACGCGCCUCUCAUUCCAGCCAUGGCCCUCAGCCUGUCCCCUGCGGCCGUCUGCCAGUGCUUCACCCUGGUGUCCCUCUGCACCUCCGUGGCCGACCCAAACUGGAUCCAAAUCAGCAACAGCAGCGAUCCCAACAGCAGACAGCUUAUCUACGGAGUGGCCUUCACCCUGCAUGCUGCACAGAAUCUCACUGACACAGCGCCCCUUGGUGGAGUGAACGGGUGGGGCAUGUCGCUCCUGUACGCGCUGGCCGGCGUGUGCUACAGCGGCAUCCUGCUCUCCAGCUCUUCCUUCCUGUUUGACUUCCUGGGUGGCGGCAGGACCCACCCCCGCCUCGUCGCCGCGCUGCACGUCUCUGCAGCGGUGUUGUGCUUGGGAGCCAUCGGCGUGUGCGGCGCCUGCUUCUGCGUGAUAGUCCACAACCUGAGGAAGGGCCUGAUUGGUCGGUUCUGGGGUGGGGGCGUGUCUGGGCCUGGGGGGGCGGGGCUACAGCCCUACCCCGGGGAGAGCUUCUACAUCGCGGUCCUGGCCCUGCUCUUCUCCGGCGUGGCCGCGGGCCUCAGCCUGAGCGGGACGUCCCAGCCGACGCCAGGCGGCGACUACGUGCCCAUCGGGUCGGGGGACAGCGAUUCGGAGCCGCCGCCCGCCAGGGAGCCGGGCGAGGAGUUGGGGGAGGUGUUUCCUGAGUGAAACCGUUUGAGGAGAGAUCAGACGACCAAACCCCUCACCCCCCACCCUCCACCCCCCACCCUUCUGCCCUGGGACUAGGGUGCCUUUUUCCCAAGCCACACCCCUCAACCGCAAACCCUGGGUCCCCCGUUUCUGGGACCAUGCUGACUGAAACUCACGACCGAACCCCUGAAAGGGUUCCUGUAUGUGGCCAACGGCUCUUUUGUCCAGGGCGAAUCGCUGUGCGUGCUAUUUUAUAUCCCACAGGUUUGUAGCCUGUGUUAUACAGCUAUGUGUUGGGUGAACUGAGCUUGCUGUUGGGUGAAAAUGUUGGAUCCAAACCCCUGGGGUCCGGCCCCAGAGUCCAGCAGGUCUUAACCGCUGCAAUCACACGCUUCCCUUUGAGGGCACGUUCUCUGUAACUUCACACUGUUGGUUGGGUCCUGAAGAAGAGGGGGGUUCGGAGAGGGUCCACCCUUUAAGAUUAAGCUGUUGCUCACAGGCCAUUUUUGUCCCCAGUGCCUGGUCCAGAGUCGGUUCAUCCAAACCAUAACUAAAUCCCAAGCACCGUUGUUAAAAGACGGAUACUGAUCCUGGGUCAGUUCAGCCUGUAGAGUUAACUGUGUCCCAAACACCGUUUGCGAUAGGGGCUGAUACUGAUCUGGGAUCAGUUGUUUGGUGGAGAGGUGCACAUUGACCACACUACUGUGUCCUUCAUAGCCACUGUGCACAUGACCCCACUGUGGGCUCCAGUCUGACUGUGACAUCACCCUGCCAGUGACAUCACUCCCUAGUGCUGUUACACACCAGGGCCACUCAUGAAGAGUGCCUGACUGAAAGUCGCUGAUCUGUAAUCAGUUGUGCCUUUCAGCUCAGAAUGGAUGAGCUCUGGACAUGGCCAGAGGAAAACUGAUCCCACAUCAGUGCUUGCUGCUUUAUGGAUGCGGCCCCAGGUCAACGCACACAGUCAUAUCUGCCCACCUGUCCUCAUCCCAAAUUAACACGCCCAGAAAACCACCUCUCCUCUUCUUCUCAUCCUUUCUUCCUCUCUCAUUGUGAAGAAAGUGCCUUCUCUCUUCUUUCUCUCUCUCUCCCUCACCCACCCACUUUCUCAUUCUAUCUCUGAUCUCUAUCUCUCUCUCACACACACACACACUGGCACCAUGCUCCACCUUUGUUCUUGUUCUUCAAUGUUUCUUAAGCUUGUGCAUGAUCUCUCUACGCUGUUGGUAUUAGCCUGAGAACUGCACCCCCUGGAGUGUGGGCAUAAUCACUGCAGAUCCACUGGCUGUGCCAGCACUGGAUUGGGGGUCGGCAGCAGAGGGCACUUCCCUUCAGCUGCUGCACAACAGCGCCUCCUCUGGCCAGCCGGGAGCCUGCAGUCUUCCUGCCACCAGCUGCAUAUGUUGUGUGGCGCCUGCGCAGCUGGGCAUAUUGUCUGCGCAGCUGGACUGAUGGACUACGCAGCUCGGCAGACAGACUACUCAGCUCGGUGGACAGACUGCGUAGCUCGGUGAACAGACUGCGCAGCUGGCCUGGCUGACUGUGCAGCUCAGCAGAUGGACUGCUCAGCUUGGUAUACAGGUUGUGUAGCUUGGUGGACAGACUGCGCAGCUCGGCGGACAGACUGCGCUGCUGGACAGUCAGACUGUGCAGUGAAAAGCAGCAGAGUCUGGCUGGUCCACAGUGGGGCAGGGCAGUGGCUUCGCAACGUUCCGUCACUAUAAUUUUAAACUCUGUUGCCUGUCCUGAGUUUCUGCCUAUGUAUUGUGUAUCGAUGUUAGUAAAAUUAUGUCAUUCGACGGGUACCGUCCAUUUAAACAUUGUAUGGAGUGAGAUGACAAGCCACUAACUGCAUGUAAGGAUGAACGUUAUUGUGAAGUAUGUGCAAAAUGCGAAGCAUGAUGUGUAUAACCUUAAACUGUGCCCCCUGGAGGCGCAAUGUGUAUAACCUUAAUCUUAAUGUUAUAACCGCCACCCAACAAGGAAACCUGAUACCAUGGUAACUAUCUUGUUAUCGUAGAGCUGUAGAACUCCAGCUCUUUAGAACCCCAUCAUCUGCAGGGUUCUGUGGCUUCCUGUCUAGCUGCAGCCAUGGAAACAAGUUGCUUGAGCCUAUCCAGUCUGUGAGUUGAAUUAAGCAUUUCAAGUGUCUAAAAAUGCACCACAAACCAGCGGCCACUGUGGCCCUCCACAGACUGGAGUCUGGCACUCUGGCGUUGGUUUAUCCUUUUGGGUUUCUGAUUCAUAAAAUUGCACUUUUCGUCCAUUGGAGGUCAUAUACAUUUGAAUAUAAUAAAAUAUCAUAAUAUCCAAAACAUAAGUAAUAUAUAUUUAAGUAUACAGUGUGUACAUGUCAAAUUGUAUCAAUUUUAGCAUAACUGUCCUCAAUUCUAUGUGUACAAUCUAGACAGUGUAUCUGUUUUUGGCCUUUUUAAUUAUUCAUCAGAACAUAUUCAAAAUAUGGUUCUUCCACUAAGGUCUUUGCCUGACUAAUUUUUUUUGGAGCUCACAAUACAAGUCUUCGUGGACCAGUAGAUUGUACAUAUUGAACUCUAGAUUAUUAUGAUGCUGUCCUUUUAAAUAUUGUUUUUUAAGCAAUGAGGCUCAUGCAGUACAAUGAAGGUGAAUUUUAAAAAAUGGUUUCACAACCCUGGUCCAGGAGAGCCACAGGGUCUGCUGGUUUUCACCAUUACUGUUAAAUUGAGGUAAUUUAGUUGUGUAAUUGAUUAUGUAAUUGUAAUUGUGUCAUUGAUUAAUUAUCACUUAAUGUAGUCGAUUACACUAUUAAAUCAACUCAUCCUGAUUUCUUAGGUUUUAAUUGGCUUCUGAUUUUAAGGUGAAAAUAAAAACAAGCAGACCUCUUUUCUACCAGGGUUUGGGACCGUUGUAUUUCAGAGGUAGUGCAGGUUAUGUAAACGUGAAACCCUUGGUUCUGAAGUUUAACUCGUUUUUUGUUUGAGGUGUACCUUGGGCCGUACCUGAACAAAUGUAGCGAGUUCUGCAGUCUUCUUGCCGCAGAGCAAACAUUGGUCAGAAAGUGUUUGAAUUAUUUUAACUGCUCAGAUGCCUUUUUAAAUUUUAAAACGCUCACUGAUCUGCCAGAAUUUUCAGGGAAAUGUUACUGACCAAAACACUCAUUUUGUACAAUCAUACAAAAUAAUCAUUUCUGACUGUGGGUGAAAAAUAUAUGUUUCUAUUUCUCUGUGUCAGUAGCCUUUUUUUUUUUAAAUGUGAAGAAUUUUACUGGUUUCUGUAAACAGUUGGCCUGCUUCAUGUGUGUGACCCAGGCCUUCAGGACAGCCGUCU
Anguilla anguilla (European eel) is the source of this 4273-nucleotide messenger RNA. RefSeq lists its product as uncharacterized. The record is from RefSeq and is a predicted model, not a curated record. Bases 317 to 985 code for a protein of 222 amino acids. The transcript is spliced from 5 exons. NCBI's taxonomy places the organism in Eukaryota, Metazoa, Chordata, Actinopteri, Anguilliformes, Anguillidae.